Molecule: messenger RNA, 435 nt
Organism: Penicillium egyptiacum
Lineage: Eukaryota; Fungi; Ascomycota; Eurotiomycetes; Eurotiales; Aspergillaceae
Source: the annotation of a GenBank genome assembly
AUGCGAGAUACUAAGGUGAAGAGAGUCACAGGUCACAUUACUAGCAUAAUGUUUUCGGAGCUCGAGUACCAGGAAGAACUGAUCAGCGAGAUGAAACCAGACGAUGUGGAGUUUCUCGAGCCAAGCCAUGAUACUUUAAAGGAUCGGGUUGAAAACGCUAAAGGACACGACGAGCAUUCGGACGUGAUGCUCAAACUUGAAGAUAAGCCGCAGUUUAAACAGCUAUAUACGGACAUAUUAUCUCGAUUCAAAUAUAUACUCAAGGUACAGACAAGGAAGCUCGAUAGACAGAAAGGCAUGAUUGACGAACAAAUGAGCACUGUCUUCGAACUUGAGGCGCAAAAACGAAAAAUUGCUAGCGAUCUUAAAACUGCAAAGCUGGCUUUGACGCUUGAAUUCUUCGGAGAGGAUAGCGAAGAAUACGCUUCUCUCUAG